Messenger RNA from Panicum virgatum (switchgrass), 1951 nucleotides. Its product is annotated as disease resistance protein RGA5-like. The transcript has 3 exons. Gene Ontology annotation, molecular function: ADP binding. The coding region runs from base 59 to 1186 and encodes 375 amino acids. NCBI's taxonomy places the organism in Eukaryota, Viridiplantae, Streptophyta, Magnoliopsida, Poales, Poaceae. The record is from RefSeq and is a predicted model, not a curated record.
ACCACCUGCUGCUUGCUGCGCACAAUCCCAAACAAUCAGGCAACCUGCUCAACGAGCCAUGGAAUUCGCGACAGGAGCACUGGGCACUCUGCUUCCAAAGCUCGGCCAGCUGCUCCAGGAUGAGUACAACCUGCAGAAGGGAGCCAAGAAGAACAUCGAGUUCCUCACAAGGGAGCUCCGGAGCAUUCAAGCUGCCCUCCGCAGUGUCGGGGAGCUGCCACCGGAGCAGGUCGGCGAGCUGGUCAAGAUCUGGGCCUGCGAUGCUCGGGAGCUAUCCUACGACAUGGAGGACAUCGUGGACACCUUCUUGGUGCGUGUCCAGGGCCCUGAACCCCCAAGCAAAAAGAGCUCCAAAAAGUUCUUUAAGAAGAUGAGGGAUAUUGUCAACAAGGCUAAGACUCGUCACGAGAUCGGCCAAGAUAUCAUGGACAUCAAGGAGCGUGUCAAGGAGGUGGCCGAGCGACAUGAAAGGUACAAGGUCGAUACUAUUACACCUGCCAAAACCUCCGUUGAUCCUCGCAUAACAUCUCUGUACACUAAGACGGCUGACCUUGUCGGCAUUGAUGAGGCAAGGGAAGAACUAAUCACAAUGAUGACAAAAGGAGAUGACAUGUCCACACAACAAAGGAUAGUUUCUGUUGUUGGAUUUGGAGGAUUAGGCAAGACAACGCUUGCCAAAGCAGCGUAUGAGAAGCUUAAGGGGCAAUUUGAUUGCACGGCCUUUGUUCCGGUUGGUCGGAAUCCCGAUUUAAAGAAGGUUUUUAAGGAUAUAUCAAUCGAUCUUAAUAUACAUUUCAAUGUAGAAAUAUUGGAUGAAAGACAACUCAUCGACAAACUCCGAGAAUUCUUGGAAAACAAGAUGUACUUCAUUGUUAUUGACGACAUAUGGAAGACACAAUCUUGGGAAAUAAUCAAAUUGGCCCUUGUGGAGAACAACAAUGUAAGUAGAGUAAUCAUAACUACUCGUACACAUGAAGUUGCCAAAGAAGCUGGUGAGGUUUACAAGCUACAACCAUUGUCAAAUGAGAACUCUAGGAAGUUAUUCUUUGCAAGGAUAUUUGGUGGUGAGAGCAAAAUUUCUGAUACUCAACCAAAUGAUGAGGUGUUGGCUUCUUUUGGAUCACACAGUGCACGGAUCGAGUGGUGUUCUUUCACCUUUCACAUGAGUUACAACAAAAGAUCCUAGACCUAGUACAUGAACAAAGAGAACAAAAGAGAUAAAGAUGAUGGACCCUUGCUGCUGUCCCUUGAACUGUAGCCGGCCAUCUCCGGUUCGGUGAUGGAGAUCCGCACUAGGGCGGCGACGAGCGACGCAGAGACGUCCCGGGCGUAGCGGCAUAGUCGAGGACGAUAGCAGCGUCGCCGGUGGACAAGCGUCGCGGGUCAGGGGCGUCGGUGAUGGCGUGGUGGCGCUUCCCGCCGCUGCAGCCGACCCUCUCUGAUCGGGUUAGGGUUUUGAGGUGGGAAACAGUGGCGGCGGCGAACCUUGUAUUCUAAGCCGUCAGUCCCCACCUCUUCUUUAUAGGGCUGCGCGACGGGGGCCCACCAACCUCGUCUUGGGCUGGGCCCCCGAUCAGGACGCGAGGUCAAGGGAUCAGUUGGCCGUUGGGCCAACUGGUGGAGAUCAAUUCCAACAUUCUCCCCCUUGAUCUCCUCUUAUACUUUCACCUUUAUAUCUUUUACUUCCUUUCAUAUUUCAUCACAGAUUAAUGCAUAGAGCAGUUUCAUUGUCACGGUCGGUUGCCGAUAGAUUCAACAGCUACAAUACAUGUCUCUGUUCUGAAAUAGAUACUUUAACUUUGGGGCCCUUUAUUGUCCGAAAAAUAUAGGCUAUACCAUAAACCCAUGUCGACCGUGUGUUCUUUGUACACACUGGGCGCCAAGCCUUUAAUAAGUGGAUCCACAAACACAUGUCUGUCAUUCUUUUACUCAACACAUUUCAACAUAAUUC